Messenger RNA from Lathyrus sativus (Indian pea), 1797 nucleotides. Lineage: Eukaryota; Viridiplantae; Streptophyta; Magnoliopsida; Fabales; Fabaceae. The record is from the annotation of a GenBank genome assembly.
AUGGGAAGUCCUGACCAAAUGAAGAGGUUUUCACUUCUUGGUGUCUCAUGCAUUCUUCUUGUCGCUGUCGUCGCCGCUGUAGGCGGCGAAGGACAACAGAGUGCUGGCAAACUUUGUGAAUCAAUGCAGUACCAAGAAACAUGCCAGAAGAGUCUUGCGAAGGCGUCGAGUGAAACCCCUGAUAUGAAAGAGCUUCUAAAAGCUGCAUUCAAUGCAACAUCAGUGGAGUUGUUGAAACAUAUUAACAACUCAUCUCUUUAUAAUGAAUUGGUGAAGGACAACAGGACAAAACAAGCAAUGGAAGUUUGCAAUGUGGUUUUGGAUUACGCUGUUGACGGAAUCACUAAAUCUACUGGUAAAAUCGAUAGCUUUGAUUUCAAUAAGUUGAAUGAAUAUGCUUAUGAUCUCAAGGUUUGGUUAACCGGUGCACUUUCGCAUCAACAUACAUGUUUGGAUGGUUUUGAGAAUUCAACGACGAACGCCGGAGAAACAAUGGCUAAGAUUUUGAAUGGUUCUUUGCAGUUAACUAGCAAUGCUAUUGACAUGAUUAAUGUUGCUUCUGGAAUAGUUAAGGAUCUUAACGCAAACACAGAUACUGGUAAAAGGAAUCUUUUAUCUCUUGAAUCGGAGAAACUCGUCGAUGGUUUUCCUUCAUGGGUUAACGGAGGACAAAGACGAAUUCUCGCCGAUGAAACUGUUAAGCCAAAUGCUGUUGUGGCGCAAGACGGUAGUGGACAGUUUAAGACAGUUGGUGAAGCUCUUAAGACUGUUCCUGCUAAUAAUGCACAACCUUUUGUCAUUCAUGUUAAGGAAGGUGUUUAUAAUGAGAAUGUUAAUGUGCCUCUGGAAAAGACUUUUGUUACGAUCAUCGGUGAUGGUCCUACGAAAACCAAAUUCACCGGUAGCCUCAACUUUGUCGAUGGUACCAUAGUUUACAACACCGCAACCUUCGGUGUAAAUGGUGCAAACUUCAUGGCAAAGGAUAUCGGAUUCGAGAACACAGCAGGACCAGAAAAACGUCAAGCAGUAGCACUCCGAGUAACAGCAGACAAAGCAAUCUUCUACAACUGUCAAAUGGACGGUUUCCAAGCCACGGUCUUCGCUGAAUCCCAACGCCAAUUCUACCGUGACUGCAGCAUCUCUGGCACAAUCGACUCCAUCUUCGGCGACGCCUUUGGAGUUUUCCAAAACUGCAAACUCGUCGUUAGAAAACCAGCUGAUGAGCAAGUAUGUACCGUAACAGCAGAUGGAAGAGUCAAAUCCGACAGCGCAAGCGGUCUCAUUUUCCAAACCUGUCACUUCACAGGUGAACCAGCAUUAGCAUCAAUAACACCCAAAAUCGCUUACCUCGGAAGACCAUGGAAGGCAUACGCGAAAGUCGUCAUAAUGGACUCAACCAUAGACGACAUUUUCAGCCCCGAAGGUUACUUGCCAUGGAUGGGAACCGCUUUCACUGACACAUGUACUUUUUAUGAGUAUAACAAUAAAGGUCCUGGUGCUGACACAAAAGGAAGAGUUAAAUGGCCCGGUGUUAAAACUAUAUCCGCUACCGAAGCAGCCAAUUUCUACGCUGCAAAAUUCUUCGAGAUUGCUAAUUCAACAGAAAGCGAUUCUUGGAUUGUGAAAUCUGGUGUUCCUUAUUCACUCGAUCCAUCACAUUCUAGCAGUGAUGGUAAAUCCGAGCCCGGAAGUAGUAAUUCAGAGGCUGGAAGUCAUUCUGGAGGUACAAGAAUAAAGACAUUUUACAGCGGCUUUUUCAUAGCAGCUGUGUAUUUGUUGGCAAACAUGUGGAUGUAA